AUGCUAACUUCAGUUGAGUUUGACAAAGAAAUGACAACUUUGACUGAGGCUAACAAAGAAGAAUUGGCUGAGUCUGAUAUGGAAAAAAUAUCUAGUAUAGAAAUAUCUGGUGUAGAAAAAGUAUCUGAAGUAGAAAUAUUUGAUCCAGAAGAAAUAAUAUUUAAUAUAGACAAAGUGUGCUUUACAAAUUAUGAAGCAAUUGAACAACUUUGGAG
Messenger RNA from Dentiscutata erythropus, 215 nucleotides. NCBI's taxonomy places the organism in Eukaryota, Fungi, Glomeromycota, Glomeromycetes, Diversisporales, Gigasporaceae. The record is from the annotation of a GenBank genome assembly.